Molecule: messenger RNA, 942 nt
Organism: Procambarus clarkii (red swamp crayfish)
Lineage: Eukaryota; Metazoa; Arthropoda; Malacostraca; Decapoda; Cambaridae
Source: RefSeq, a predicted model, not a curated record
AUGAUUGCAACCUCUUUGCUCACUCUUGGCUGUCACUCUAUUCCUCACACUAGGGGCCAUGAAGAAGCAGUUGUGUCAGAGUCACUACACACCCUCAAAGUCGUUACCCUGGCCCAGAUUCUCCUCGCUGGCAACACUGAAACUUGUAAUCCCACUGCUGCAUCUUGUAAUCCUACUGCUGUAACUUGUAAUCCCACUGCUGCAGCUUGUAAUCCCCUUGCUGCAACUUGUAAUCCUACUGCUGUAACUUGUAAUCCCACUGCUGCAGCUUGUAAUCCUAUUGCUGUAACUUGUAAUCCCACUGCUGCAACUUGUAAUCCCACUGCUGCAAUUUGUAAUCCUACUGCUGUAACUUGUAAUCCUACUGCUGUAACUUGUAAUCCCACUGCUGUAACUUGUAAUCCCACUGCUGUAACUUGUAAUCCUACUGCUGUAACUUGUAAUCCCACUGCUGUAACUUGUAAUCCCUCUGCUGCAACGUGUAAUCCCACUGCUGCAGCUUGUAAUCUCACUGCUGUAACUUGUAAUCCUACUGCUGUAACUUGUAAUACCACUGCUGCAGCUUGUAAUCCUAUUGCUGUAACUUGUAAUCCCACUGCUGUAACUUGUAAUCCCUCUGCUGCAACGUGUAAUCCCACUGCUGCAACUUGUAAUCCCACUGCUGUAACUUGUAAUCCCACUGCUGCAGCUUGUAAUCCCACUGCUGUAACUUGUAAUCCCACUGCUGCAACUUGUAAUCUCACUGCUGUAACUUGUAAUCCCUCUGCUGCAACUUGUAAUCCCACUGCUGCAACUUGUAAUCCCACUGCUGCAACUUGUAAUCCCUCUGCUGUAACGUGUAAUCCCACUGCUGCAACUUGUAAUCCCUCUGCUGCAACGUGUAAUCCCACUGCUGCAACUUGUAAUCCCACUCUUCACCCUCAACCCUCGAGGAUGACUUGA